Trichomycterus rosablanca is the source of this 2528-nucleotide messenger RNA. Its product is annotated as gastrula zinc finger protein XlCGF71.1-like. The record is from RefSeq and is a predicted model, not a curated record. The transcript has 3 exons. The coding region runs from base 411 to 1220 and encodes 269 amino acids. Lineage: Eukaryota; Metazoa; Chordata; Actinopteri; Siluriformes; Trichomycteridae.
UCUUCACGACCCCCCAUGAUUCCAGACUUUGUGGUGUCUUGAUGCCUUCGUUACUCUCAAGAAGUACAAAUUUCACAGAAUGUUAGAAUGUUCUAUUAAGAGAUGAAGGUUUCAUGCUCAUUUCAUGCUUAUAUCAAGCAGCUAAAAUAUGUGGACAUGUACUGUUACAACCAAACCACAGAAUUAAACAAGGUAACAGGAUGAACAAGGUAACAGGAUGAACAAGGUAACUGGGUGAAGUUAUAAAGAAUUUAAACAGAAAAGUACUUUUGAUUAUUGUAGCUGAGUUAUUUAUAACCAGUGCACUUUAUUAAAUAUUAUCUGUUUUAAUAUUUUUGGCCUCCCCAGGAGGAAUACAGUGAUCUGAACUUCUGAGACGGUAAAUCAGUUCAGGAACCUGAGGAGGAACCAUGAAGCCAUGUUUAAAAGUGGAGGAAGAGGUGGAGCAGAUGAGCAGCUACGUUACUGAACGUGAUCUCCACAACAGUCUGAACAUCAUCUGUAUUAAAGAGGAGGAAGAUGAAGAUGAAGACGAGCUCUGUGGACGGACGCGAACAGAACUCGACUCCUCGGAUCUUCAGGUAGGAGAGAAUCAGUACGAGUGUUUACAGUGUAGAAGAACCUUCAGCACCCAGAGCAAGCUGAGGAAACACCAGAGUGUUCACACAGGACAGAAACCGUACCAGUGUCUCCAGUGUGGGAAAUGUUUUACUGACAGAGGACCACUACAGCGACACCAGCGCGUUCACACGGGCGAGAAACCGUAUUACUGCUCUCAGUGCGGGAAGAGUUUCAAUCAGCAGAAUUCUCUUCAGCGCCACCAGCGCAUUCACACGGGCGAGAAGCCCUACCACUGCUCACAGUGCCAGAGGAGCUUUAACGAGAAGGGAGCUCUUCAGAGGCAUCAGCGCAUUCACACCGGAGAGAAACCCUACUACUGCUCACGGUGUUUCGCUGCCCAGGAUAACCUUAAAAAGCACCAGCGUGUUCACACGGGUGAGAAACCCUACCAGUGCUCGAACUGCGGCAAGAGCUUUACUGACCAGGUGAACCUGAAAAAACACCAGCGGGUUCACACCGGGGAGAAACCCUAUCAGUGUUCAGAGUGUGAGAAGUGUUUCAGCCAGAAAGUAACACUGCAGAGACACCUCCAGGUCCACGCUGUAAAAAACCAAGGAGACGGCACCUCCCAACACUCCCAGUACCACCACGUUCCAUAAACGUCUACUGGCUCCACAUGCUGGAGUUCUGUCACUCCGAACUUUAUAGAUGGUCACAAAGCUUUUCUCAACAGGUUCCUCCAGGUUAGAGCCUCUGGAAUGAAGAAAUGCGGGUGGGGUUGGAUCCACUGUGAUGCCAGGUUAACGAGGUGGUUGCCUGGAUGUUUGGUUUCAACAGAAAAUUUCCUGCUCGUCUCUUUGUCAUGAUGUUAAGACCACAUCAAUCUGUCCCAGAUCUUCAGGCCGCCUUUCUCAUGGUCCCUCCUGACAUCAGACGUACCUACAGUAGAUGAUUGCACAAUAUUUACUGCAGGUGGAGGGCAGACGGGUUUGCUUGGUUCGGACUUCACCCACCAGACUUCACCUCACCGACCAGACUCCAGGAGUCAUACCGUAACGUUAACUACAGGCAGGUUUUAAAAGGUCAUCGUGUCUUUUUACAGGUUCUCCAGCAGGUAGUCGAGAUGAAUAUGAGCUCAUCAUCUCUAUUGGAAUGACUUCUAAAACCAGAGGUGCACAGAUGCAUGAACAUGUUAGUCAGUGGAAGUUUGAUUGGGCUGGAUGGUUUGGACACCAGAGUCUGUAGCAUCGACUAAAAGCAGCACAGCAGCACAGGAUUACUUUAGCGCUACAUCUAAACAUGUUCUUCAGUCCCUGUGUAUGACAAAAUGUGAAAGGUACAACAUUUGAAGGCUUCCAGAUGUGCUACUGGUCCUGCUCUGAGACCUGGUUACUGACUGGUUUGAGUGGAAACAGACUCAGACAUCAGGUGCAGACGGUCCAAUAAAUAAAAAAUUUUUAUUUAAUUGUGUGCAAGAAGAACAAUGAGGAACUAAGCUGAGUUUGUCCUGAUCUACCAACAGCGCUUUUAGAAAUGAGCUGAAAACAACUUUUAGACAACAGACAUAAAUCAGCAGAACACGAGGAAACAGAGCGAACACUCGUACUGAAUCAAGUGCACGGAUUAGGUACGAAGUGGUAAUAAACAUUAGGUGUAAGUCAAUACAAUAAUGAACUGUUUUAGUCCCACCAACCUAAUUAAAGUUUAAAACCAACUCUAGACAGUCCAGGCCUGAAUAUUUGUAAGGCAGGUUUAACAUGAGCUAGUAGUUUAUUUCAGUGUUUCUCAACCAUGAGCUGCAGCAUCAGUGAACCCAGAGAGGGACAGAAAUAUUAUUAGACUAUUGGUAUAUGGAAGCUCUCUUGUGAUGUUAUAAUCAUCUAUUUGAUACCACUUACAGCCUACAGUGGGUCUUUUAAAAUGGAUAAAUAUUUGAUUCACCCACCUAAAAGGUGCAAACAUUAACA